Molecule: messenger RNA, 1805 nt
Organism: Anneissia japonica
Lineage: Eukaryota; Metazoa; Echinodermata; Crinoidea; Comatulida; Comatulidae
Product: alpha-N-acetylgalactosaminide alpha-2,6-sialyltransferase 3-like
Exons: 6
Coding region: 113-1261 (382 amino acids)
Biological process (GO): ganglioside biosynthetic process
Molecular function (GO): alpha-N-acetylgalactosaminide alpha-2,6-sialyltransferase activity
Source: RefSeq, a predicted model, not a curated record
GAUUAAAAUGGGAAGGUAGCCUGCUUAAUACUGGGGCUGAAUUGCUCACAUAGGGCGUAGGUGUUCACAAACUACAACUGCCUUCUUUCUAAGAGUCUGCUACAUAACUGUCAUGGUAUCACAACCAGAACAUUCUAUGCAUGACUUUGAAUGCUGCAGAAAUGGAAAAAGAAAAUAUGCAAAUCCAAGGUGCUUUAUAGCAUUUGUGGUGUUUAUAUCAUUCCACACCAUGAUGUUUGGCAUAUUUGGAUUAUGGAAAAGCAAUUCAUGGAGUCAACACCUACCUAUUAAACCGUUCACUGACAAAUCUAAUGGUCUUCGGCGUAACCUACAAAGCAUAUCACCACUGCAGGCUGAGAUUCUCAACAAAUUCCAGCUUCCUACACAUGGUCACAAACCUACAGUUGUCAAAAGGUACAAGUCUAUGACAACAAAUGAGGAACUUAAACAGAAGUGUUCAACGUGUGCUAUUGUUUCAACUUCUGGUCAGAUGUUGAACACAAAAGCUGGUCACAUGAUCAACAAUGCUUCAUGUAUCAUCAGAAUGAACCACGCCCCCACAGAACAUUACAAAGAGGAUGUUGGCUCUAGGACUACCAUUCGGGUAAUAUGUCACAUGUCAACAGAGAAUGUAAUGGUGAAUGCUGAAGGUAUUUUAAGUGGAGAUGGCGCUCCAGAGAAAGUGCUGUUUUUUGGCUUAAACGCCAACAAUCAUAGGUGGGCUAAGAUGAAUGCCUAUAAACUUAUGAAACAAUUUCCAGAUGUUGAUUACUAUAGUCUGGACAAGUUUGGUGAACUCAAUGCAGAUAUUAUAUUUGAAUUGGAAACUGGCAAAAGCAAAAAGAAUACAAAUACGUGGUUGUCGACUGGUUGGUACACCUUUCUUGUUGCCAUAGAUAUGUGUGAGGAAAUUGAUGUCUAUGGUUUUGUCGAUGAAAACUAUUGCAGAAAACAUCCCCACAAGAAAACUAAAUACCAUUACUUUCAGUCUUGGGAUAAACCAGAUGAGUGUGACUAUUACCGUAGUCAUGAAAACGCCUCCUUGAUUGGAGGUCAUCGCUUCCUUACAGAAAAGGCAGUGUUCAGUCGUUGGGCACAUUUGUAUAAUAUCACAUUCCACUACCCACCAUGGAAUAUCAGUAGGACAUCUGAGGCGCCUGUUGUUGAUACACCGUGGGUGAGAAAAGUAGAGGAGGAAAAAAGCUUGCCGUUGAUGUUAUUUCAGAGUUUUGCACAAUGGGCAUUUGGCUCAAUGUAUUAGGGUGAGAAUGCUUGGAAAUGAGACAAGAAGAGGUAAUAAUGCUUUAAAAAAAAUUAUGGUGACUAUCUACUGAAGUGCUAUUUUUUCAUUUUUAAUGCUCUUAGACACCUAGCUUGUAUACUUGCAAGCAUAGAAAAUCUGUUAAUCAUCUGAACAUCUUUAUCUUUAAAUUGUUCUUUACUUAUAAAAUCUCUAGUGAUUCACAAAGCAUACCCUAUACAUACUCCAAGUUAAAAGCCAACAAGGUGAUCAGUGGCAGUUGUGGAACCAAAGUGAAGUACCAUGCUUAUUUCCUCACUAAAAUUGAUUAAAACACUGUCCCUUUAUCUUCCUUCCCACCCUUAAAAAUUAUAGGCUUUUGUAGCACUAGAAUCCAGCCAAGCUUAAUGAGAUAGAUGCUGGUUUUCAAUUGCUUGUCUUUUAUUUAUUUUGAUAUAUCUGUAUUGCCAGUGUGAAAUAAAAAAAAAAAAGGUAAUGUCCACACCAAAAUGGUGAAGUAGUCAAAUUUUAAAAAGUGCUUUAGAAAAUGAUCUAUAAUAUAAUU